GUGUGAGACGUGAGGCGCCAUCUGUCGCGUGUUUGGCAGUGAAGAGCGACUCAAAGGCUGAUUAUCAAUAAAAUGGCGAAAAUUUUACGUCAAAAAACUCUUUGAAUGUUUGCGAAACCUCUUCGACGGCAAGUGUUGGCAAAUGUCGCGCACUUUCGCCGGUCUUUCGGGCACUUAUAACGUGAGGGCCAACGAAUUGGCGCUCCAGAGGAAUACAAAGACCGUUCGAUGUCUCGUCUACUUCUUGGACGACACGCAACACGUCUUCGAACUCGACAGACGCGCCAAAGGAGACCAACUGUUGGAUGUGGUGUUCCGUCAUCUGGAACUCAUAGAACGUGAUUACUUCGGCCUCCAGUUCACCGAAACCAUUGCCCACAGCGGACACUCCAAUGCCCGAUGGCUCGAUCCCAACAAACGCCUCCGCAAACAACUCAAGUCUUCGCGCGCGCCGUUCCUCCUCUUCUUCAAAGUCAAGUUCUAUGUGACGGAUCCGUCGCGACUGCUGGAGGAAUACACGCGUUACCACUUCUUCCUGCAGAUCCGCAAAGACAUAUUCUAUGUGACGGAUCCGUCGCGACUGCUGGAGGAAUACACGCGUUACCACUUCUUCCUGCAGAUCCGCAAAGACAUAGUGAGCGCGCGACUCGUGGCGCCGUCGGCCGCGUUGGCGCUCCUCUGCUCGCUUGUGGUUCAAUCGGAAUUCGGGGACUUUUGCGCCGAAGAACACGAUCCGCAAUACGUCUCGCGCCUGAAACUAGUGCCGAACCAAAGCGCGGACUUCGAGGAGAAGGUGUCUGAGCUGCACGCUCUCCAUAGGGGGCAGACGCCGGCCGACGCCGAACUCAACUUCCUCAUCCAGGCGAAGGCGCUGGACAUGUAUGGCGUGGAACUGCACAAAGCGAAGGACACGAACGGCCGCGAGAUCCAGAUCGGCGUCUCGGGCUCCGGCCUCUUGAUUCUGCACAACGGCCAGAAAGCGAAUCACUUCUCGUGGGCGAAGAUCGUCAAAAUCUCGUUCAAAAGACGCCAUUUCUUCGUCCAGUUGCGACGCGAGGGCACGGAGCGCUUCGACGCGUUGUUGGGUUUCAACUCGUGUUCGUAUCGCACGUGCAAAUCGCUGUGGAAGGCGUGCGUCGAGCAGCACACCUUCUUUCGGCUCCAGACGCCCAAACCGCACACCAAGAAGUUCUUCUUCUUCUUCAGUCUCGGCUCGCGGUUCCGGUAUUCGGGAAAAACCGAGUUCCAGACUCUGGAAGAGAACCGCAAACGUCUUCAGCGCACAGACCGCACGUUUGUGAGAACGGCGCGCUUCCACCAGACGGUGCCCAUCCCGCACAUCAACAAUCUCAUGCUCUCGCUCUCCAACGGACAAUCACGUGACAGCUUUCAAUCCAAUCGCAUUCAAAGUACAGAAUCUCCGGCGAAGAGCGCGUGGACCGCUUCGUCGCCAUUUUGUCUCAAGUCGCUGCCUUUCAUCGACAAAGAGGAGACCAACAGAUUGUCGUCGCUCUCCGACGACUCGUCGCCCGUCCACCUGCACACCGUUCACAUGCGGCCCGACGCGGACGGCCGCUUCGGCUUCAACGUGAAGGGCGGUCACGACCAGAACUGUCCGGUUCUCGUGUCGCGCGUCGCGCCCAACACGCCGGCCGACCUCGCGAACCCGCAGCUGCGCGAAGGCGACCAAGUGAUGGCCAUCAACGGCUCCGACGUGUCCGGCCUCUCGCACGAGCAGAUCGUGCAGUUGAUCCGCUCCACGCGCGGCCCCGACGCCCAACUCUCGCUCUCCAUUCGCCCGAACGUGUACGCGCGCGACGCUCUGCUGCCGGAAGAGCCCGCCUUUCAGUACAUUCCUGCCGACGCCUCGCCGACAGCGCGUGCGGACGCUUUGGCCGAAUCGAUGGCAUUGUUGGCGGAAGGCCUUGACAGCGGAAGUCUGGUUCUGCAGUUCGAGCAAUUGAAUCGCAAGAAAAGCGGCGAAACCAUGAAUUGCGCGCGACUUCCCGACAACCUCUCCAAGAACCGCUACCGCGACAUCUCGCCCUACGACUCGACGCGCGUCGUUCUGCGCGACGCUCUGUCCGGCGAUUACAUCAACGCGUCGUUCGUGACGAUGCACGUGACCACCACUGGUGUGGCCUUGAGAUACAUCGCCACUCAGGGACCGCUCAAAGAGACCACAGAAGACUUCUGGCAAAUGGUUUGGGAACAGCAGUCGGCGCUCAUCAUCAUGGUGACGCCUCUGGAGGAGAAGGGACGCCAGAAGUGCCACAAAUAUUGGCCCGAAGAGGCGGACGACGAGUUGGCCGUUUUCGGCGCGCUUCGCGUGCGUCUCGUGCAACAGAGCGAUUGUUUGGCGACAAUUGAGCGCAUCUUUCAAAUCACGGAUUCCAAGACGCAGGAGGAGCGACGCGUGCGCCACCUGCAGUACCUGGCGUGGCCCGACCACGGCGUUCCCGAGCGCGACAACGACUUCCUCGAUCUCAUAGUGUCUGUGCGCGAAUUCCGGGCGCAGAGUUCGCAGCCAUUUGUGGUGCACUGUUCGGCGGGCAUCGGGAGGACAGGCGUCCUGAUCCUGAUGGAGGCGGCGAUGUGCGCGAUGGAGGCCAACGAGGCGAUCGGGGCGCUGGAGCUGGUGCGCGUGAUGCGCGAGCAGAGGGCCAUGCUCAUUCAGACGUCGUCUCAGUUUCGGUUCGUUUGCGAAGCGCUUCAUCGCGUGUUUCGCGACAAAAUCGUCGAACCGUUGCCUCAAUUCAGUAUUAAUUAGAGCGAGGAGUUGCGCCGCGAGUUGUUUCGCUUGAGAACCGCACACGGAUUGGAUCCGAAUCGCGGCAAAAUAGUGGUCAGAACCGACGACAACACACUCAUAGUGGAGGCCGACGUUCGCCAACCGAUUUCGGCGCUCAAACAAAGAGUACAACGAAUGGAGAACUCGGACGAAGAGUCGACGGUUUUUGUGUCGAACCGCGCGCUCGAAGACCACAAAUCGCUGGCAGACUAUGGCGUCGUCCGACUCGUGAAUCCUGUGCUCGUGUUUGUGGUGCGGAAACGGCUGCGACUCGUCGUGAGGAUCGACAGCCGGCAGUCGUGUUCUGUGCAGACGUCGGCCGCCGAAACCGUCGGAACAGUUUUGGCGCGGAUUCUGCGCAAAGAGGCGUUCGAUUCGAAAGAUCUGAUUCUGUGUUUCCGGAACCGCGCGCUCGAAGAGAGCCAAACAUUGUUCAGUUAUCGCAUAAAAGACGGAAACUUCGUGUUUCUCAACACUAAACGCGAACUCAAGUGUCGCGAGAUCAGAAGCGAAGAGAGCGUCGAUUUCGAGUCCAUUUCUCCCCAACUGUUGGACGGAAUGACCAAACAUUUGACGGAAAACAUGAAUUCCGAUCAAAUCCAACAGUUGCUGUUGACCACAAUCCAACUGAUGACGUCGAUGGCGGAGAACGGCGACUUGAGUUCGCGACAACUCAUGGACUCUUUGACCCAAGAGUUGAAACAACGAGAGCUCUCGGAAGAAGAAGAAAGCAAAGAUAAUUAA
Molecule: messenger RNA, 3535 nt
Organism: Medioppia subpectinata
Lineage: Eukaryota; Metazoa; Arthropoda; Arachnida; Sarcoptiformes; Oppiidae
Source: the annotation of a GenBank genome assembly